CGCGAGGAAGAGUGCGGGUUCUGCCAGGGUAACGACUCGAGGAACAAGGGUGGUCAGGCCGAGCGAAUGGUCAGUUGUGCGGAAUGCGGACGCAGCACGCAUCCGAGCUGCCUCAAUCUAGCAGAUAUCGGCGACGUGAUGCGCUCGUACCCUUGGUUGUGUCACAAUUGUAAGAGGUGUGAAGUUUGUCAGAAGAAGGAACGAGAGAACAAGAUGAUUCUGUGUGAGCGAUGCGACCGAGGCUGGCAUAUGGACUGUCUCCAACCACCACUGGAGGAAGCUCCGCCGGGAACGUGGUACUGUCCGUUAUGCGAGGAUGCCCUCGCUCAGGAUGCUCAGUCCGCUUCCCAAUCCGAUAUACACCACCCCACCAAGGUGCCUCCUUCCGAAGUCGACGCAGACGGAGAGGCGACCCCUGCCGCAUUGAGACAGAAGAACAAGAAGAAACAGCGUCCGAAAGGGAAGACACCCAUGCGCGACGAACCUGACGCUGAUGAUGCGACACCGUCAACUCGCGCUCACAAACGUCCGCGCGUCCGAGUGGCCUCUCCCGCGCCGCCAUCCUCACCGACGCAGAGGUCUGGGACCGGCCUGCGGAUCCGCCUCCCCUUCCGCGAUAAGGGCAAGGCGCGCGAGGAUGACCCGGGUGACGCGCCCAAGGGCAUGUUCGACGACAUCCUCAGCCCGGAGGACCGCGACAUGGCCGAGACGUCCAUACUCCCAGUGGACAAGCAGCGGUUCGAGAAAAGCCGCGUCGCAGCAGAAGAACGACUGUACCCCAAGCCGCCCCCAGCUCAGUUGGAAGCUCCAGAGACCCCCGGUGCUGGCCCAUCCUCGCGCCCUUUGCGCUCAUCGCGUCAAGCCACGCUCCCAGCCCCUCUUUCAGAACGAUCGGAGUCUCCUGCGUGUUCGACGCCAGGGCCGCAAGUACAGAAGUCCCCGGAUGGCUUGCGGAUACGCAAGAUACGGUUCGGUGACCACGACAUCGACACUUGGUUCGAUGCUCCGUUUCCCGAGGAGUAUGCAAACAUUCCAGACGGUAGAUUGUGGUAUUGUGAGUUCUGCCUGAAGUACAUGAAGAGCAAAUUCCUCGCGAACCGACAUUUGAUGAAGUGCAAGAUGCGGUUCCCGCCAGGGGACGAGAUCUACCGCGACGGUCCGAUCUCUAUAUUCGAAGUCGACGGACGCAAGAACAAGAUCUAUUGUCAAAAUCUAUGUUUGCUGUCGAAGAUGUUCUUGGACCACAAGUCCUUGUUCUACGACGUGGAGCCGUUCUUAUUCUAUGUAAUCGCAGAGUUCGACGACGUCGGUGCACGCUUCGUAGGGUAUUUUAGCAAGGAGAAACGUAGUCCGAAGGAUUAUAACGUCAGCUGUAUCAUGACGCUCCCAGUUCGGCAGCGGCGAGGAUGGGGUCAACUGCUGAUCGACUUCAGUUAUCUAUUGUCGCGAAAGGAGCAACGACCAGGGUCUCCGGAAAAGCCCUUGUCGCCGUUGGGAGCGAUCAGCUACAGGAAGUACUGGACAUUUGCUCUACAUAGGUACUUCCGCACAGCGCCGCCCAAUCCUCGCCUCGAAGACAUCAGUGCCGCCACUGCGGUGACGAUCGAAGACAUCUGCAACACUCUUGUCCAGCUUGGGAUGAUCAAGAUCGACGAUCCGGCGAACCGACCUAAGCCGAUGCCGGGGCAGGCCAUCAAGUUCCCAAAGGGCAGGAAGAACGGUAUCGCGCGGAAGCACCUACAGCGGCGGGAGACGCACGACGAAGAGAAAGUCAAGGGGCCGUUUGUUGCCCCGACCAAGUACGAGAUCCACUGGGAUUCGGAGGAGGUAGAGCGGUACCUAGCGAACAUGGAGGCGAAGAACUACGUGACGCUCAAGCCCGAGAAGCUGAAGUGGAGCCCUUUCAUCGUGUCGAGGACGCGCAAGUCAGAGCAGCUGCCCUCUGCGAACUCGGAGACCGCGCGUGCCGUGGGUGCGCAGGCCAUGGCUGCAUCCGACGCUGUACCUGCAGUCGUCGAGACCGCGACGCCGACGACGCCGAGGCCUGUAGGGGACCUGCGAGACUCGAGCAUUAUGCCUUCCGAAUCGCCGUUUGAUCUGUUCGACGACGACGAUGUUGUAAUGGCAACUAGCCCCACCCGCGAGGUCUCAAGGGUACGACCAGACACGAAUGGCGGUCCCAGUGCGAUUGUGGCUGUGAAUUCGGUUCCCAGUGACAUGUCGCCGGACUCUACAUCGAAUCCUGCCCCGGUAUCAGCAUCGGAUCCACAACCAGGGGAGACCCAGACCGACGAGCAAUCGCAGCUCGAGCUGGACGAGGCUCUCGCACGGCAACUGACGCGGGACCUGCAGUUUUCUGACCGGUCCCUGCGCAGGCGCGGACAGGUCGACCCCAAACCCGCGGAGGACAUGCGCGCGCGGGUCCCGGACGACUCGCCCUCCGCACGCAAAUCGCGCCCGGUGGCCAAUCGCCGGCCGGCCCUCCGUGCGACGACAAGCGUGUCACCCGUGAAGACUGGGACCGGUGGGCGACGCAUCUCCCAGGACGAGCAUGACGAGUCCGGGAAGCGGCCCCUGCGCUCCCGCGCCAUAACGGACCCAGAUGUGAGGGCGGCGUCAUCUGCGAGGUCCGCGUCGCCGCGUAAGCGUAGACGCAUCGACUCGCCCGCGCCGCAGGAGGUGGAGGAGGUCAGGAUGCCGGCGCCGUCCACCCGUAGGAACUCUCGCCGUGGCGUGACCGAGGACCCUGCGCCGCCUCCUGCUCUACCGCGCAGUCAGCGCAAGCCCACCAGGAGGAACACGGAUGGGGUCGUGAGGGUGGCAUCGAUGUCCCCCGUCCAGACACGCCGCUCGCCGCGGAAGCUCACGAGCGACACCCGGUCGCUUGAUGGGCCUCGGGAGCCUGAAGAGCCUGAGGAGGAUGAGGGCGAGCCUGAUGUCGAAAUGCAAGAUGACAGUGCGAACAGUCCACUCACAGGAGUGACGAGCCGGCACAGCGUGCCGAGCGAGGACACCGUCGUGGUCACGCCGAGUGCUGGUGGCAUGAACAAAGCAUCCCCCGUCGGUGGCGCAGUCGCCAUGCCCCCAGUCCUGCCCGCCGUCGACGAGCGGCACGCGUCGCAGUUUGACGGGGCGGACCGGAUGGAGGUCGACGAGGACGAGGACGAGGACGAGAAGGACGACAACUACACCGGAAACUUCGAUGAUCAGGACGCGGAGUGGGAGCCGGACAACGGCGGGGAGCCCGACCUUGGCGAGGGCUGAUCCUUUCAUAUACGUUCUUCAACUUAUUUUCUUCGUGGUCUGUAUUGCGCGCGACCUAUGUCAUGUUAGACGGUGUACGAUGUAUUUUACCUGUGGACAUGGUGCUCUCUGUAGUUUAUUGUCGACUUGU
Messenger RNA from Rhodofomes roseus, 3394 nucleotides. RefSeq lists its product as uncharacterized. Gene Ontology annotation, molecular function: histone acetyltransferase activity. The transcript is spliced from 9 exons. Gene Ontology annotation, biological process: regulation of DNA-templated transcription. NCBI's taxonomy places the organism in Eukaryota, Fungi, Basidiomycota, Agaricomycetes, Polyporales, Fomitopsidaceae. The record is from RefSeq and is a predicted model, not a curated record. The coding region runs from base 67 to 3264 and encodes 1065 amino acids.